This is a messenger RNA of Puntigrus tetrazona (Sumatra barb), 1341 nucleotides long. RefSeq lists its product as uncharacterized. Bases 160 to 729 code for a protein of 189 amino acids. The transcript has 5 exons. Gene Ontology annotation, biological process: positive regulation of T cell proliferation; T cell costimulation; cell surface receptor signaling pathway. NCBI's taxonomy places the organism in Eukaryota, Metazoa, Chordata, Actinopteri, Cypriniformes, Cyprinidae. The record is from RefSeq and is a predicted model, not a curated record. Gene Ontology annotation, cellular component: external side of plasma membrane.
CACUCAGUCACACCCGGAUAGGUCUUGCGGUGCGUGAUGAUGUAGGCGUGUUUCUAACUACACAAACUUCACGAGUGAUUCAUUCAUUUCACUUCACUUUCCUCGAGCGAUCCGAUACUUGCGCUUCUUCUGCUGUGGAAUUCAAAGCAAAGGACAAACAUGGAGACCUUGGCAUUUCUGACACUUCUGUUGCUCAUUACGAGUGGUUCUGCAGUGGAACAGACGUUGAGAUCUCAUGUGACCGGCUAUGUUGGACAGGAUGUACUAUUAUCAUUUAACUGUUCUAAUGACCCUAAUGAGCUGAGUUGGCAGAAAGGUUCUAGAGUAGUGAACGCUCAUUCUAAAGACCCAAUCAACAUAGAUCAUUCCUACGUCAAUAGAACACAUCUGUUCAUAAACAAGGAGAACAGAAACUGCUCCCUGCUGCUCCACAAUCUCUCUACCGCAGAUGCCGGGCUGUACUCCUCUUACGCCAUAGUCAGUCUUGGCGACAACGUCUGGUCAAGCAUGUUGUCAGAAGUUAAUCUAACAGUGUCUGAAAUGGAGGGCAACUCUGAUCAAGUGAGCGAGACUAAAGACAAUUCUGCCACAGCCGUCUCUGUUCCCAUACUGGUAGUGAUGCUUAUUCUGGCUGUCAGCUUGCUUCUAACCAUACUGGUCAAACGAUACCAUCGGAGAAACAUGGAGACUGAUUUGCCGGCUGCGAAACCUAUGCUACAGUUUGUGUGAAGUGCCCUUGCUUGUGAGUUUAUUGGACUAACUUCUACAGUAUGCUGUAAUGCAAGGUCCGUCACAACAACAAUGGACAAUACGUGGCCUUAGCCCAAAUCCAAUGUGUUUGAAUGUGGGCAUUACACAGCGGUGCGUGCCGAUACGUCUCCCUUCGAGACAGAUCAAUGUGCAUUGUUCAGUUGUAACACUGUUACUUGAUUACGGCUGAAUUGUGAAUAUACUGUACAUUCAGUCUGCAUUACAGUUUUGUAAUUUGAAACGAUUCUCCUUGUAGGAACUGUUUUUACUUAUUCUUUGAAGAACGGAUGUAAUAGGUAGGGGACAUGCAGUUUAUAUUUUCCUCUCUCUUAGAGACGCAUCGGUGGUCUGAACAGUAAACAGACUUUCCAAAUGAGUUUAUUUUAUUGUUAAGAUGUGUACAGCAAUCAUUUACUAAGCACUCAUCAUUACAUUUACUGUUGUAUGGGUUGUUUCAUUUAUGUGGAAGAAAUAAUAUGGCACUCCCUAUGGGAUAUGUUUGCUUUUUUACUCUACUAAAAUUCAUUUACUUUUAAAUGAAUUCUGUAAUGCUCCAAACCUGCCGAGGCAAUAAACCUUUUGCAAAUAGUU